AUGUUAUUAUAAUUUCCUAAAAAUUCCAAAUUUCCCGUUUGAUUAUCUCCUCUCAUCAUUUUUGUUCACUCUCUCUCUCUAUUCCUUCCCUUCAAUCAUCCAACGGUUGUUUUUUCCCCAAAUUAAUUUCUCUCUCCUCUUUUUUUAGGGUUUCCGAAUUUCAUCGCCGGAAUUCUCAACUUUUCCGGUGGAAACUGAAUUAACCGGACGAUCGCCGGCAGAGGUGAUGACUUUUGUCGGCAAUGAUGAGAACAAUAACGACGUCGUUUCAGUGCCGGAGCUCACUUUGAGAUUCUCCGAUAAUAAAGAUGAAUUUUAUGUCAAUUUAGGGCAAGAAGAUGAACAAUUAAUGGAAUUGGAACCUUCUACUCCCAGAAUUCGAUGUUGUUUUAUCUGUAAAUGGAUUAAAUUGUUCUUAUUGUUCGUCUUUUUGGCUGGUCUUGCCCUUGUUUUCUUCAAAUGGCUUGGACCCUUUUUUAUGGAUAAGGGAAUAAUUCCUAUUAUAAAUUGGGAGAGAUCUUCGUUUAGUAUCCCUGUUCUGGCACUUCUAGUCUUUGUAACUGUGGCAUUGUUUCCUACUAUUCUUAUACCCUCAUCUCCUUCGAUGUGGGUGGCUGGGAUGACUUUUGGAUAUGGAUUCGGCUUCCUAUUGAUUAUGCCAGCUGUGAUCAUUGGUGUAUCUCUGCCAUACCUUAUUGGUUCCGUCUUUUACCACAAAAUUCAAGGUUGGUUGGAAAGAUAUCCAAAGAAAGCUUCUCUCAUAAGAUUAGCCGGGGAGGGAGAAUGGUUAGAUCAGUUUCAAGCUGUGGCAUUGAUAAGAGUUUCUCCUUUUCCCUACAUCAUAUACAAUUACUGUGCUGUUGCAACAAAUGUUAGAUAUGGGCCUUAUAUUUUGGGGUCUGUGUUGGGAAUGGUGCCUGAUGUUUUGGUUGCGAUUUACACGGGUAUAUUGAUUAAAACAUUGGCUGAUGCGUCAGAUGAAAAACAUUCACUCUCAGCAAAGGAAAUCAUCUUCAAUGUCAUUGGCUUUGCUGCCACUGUCGCUACUACAAUAAUCUGCACGAUUCUUGCAAAAAAACGGCUCAAGACAAUGCCAAUUGAAGACGAGCCACUUCUGCAGUGAUCUAACAACCAAGGGGUUUGGUUUGACAGGUGCCGUCGCCAGACUCUAACUGAUCUAGAUUGCCAUACUGUUAAUGGGUAUUGUACAGUCAAAAAUGGAGAUUUGAUUUUGGAGAAGAAGAGAUUCACAAGGGGAAGACUCUCAAGAGAAAUAACUCUUAACAACAUAGUCAACCAACUGUUCUUGUCUGUUAAAGAUUCUUUUACAGGAGUCAGGAGAUGGAAUUCUUCAGGGCUCUUGCUACUACCAGUUGUCUAUUAUAUUAUGUUUCAUUCUUUCCUGUGCAGCGCCUCAAGAAACUUUUGUACAUAACAGCAUCUGUCUCCUCUCCAGUUGCAGUAGGUUGAUCAUGUGUUUGUCUUCUGUAUCAAAUUACUCUUUAUCAGUGCUUAAUUUGCAUUUAUAAAAUUACCCCCACGUGUGCAAGAUCUGGGGUCUAUCUUUGUUGCAA
This is a messenger RNA of Beta vulgaris subsp. vulgaris (sugar beet), 1574 nucleotides long. RefSeq lists its product as hypothetical. The coding region runs from base 227 to 1123 and encodes 298 amino acids. The transcript has 4 exons. Lineage: Eukaryota; Viridiplantae; Streptophyta; Magnoliopsida; Caryophyllales; Amaranthaceae. The record is from RefSeq and is a predicted model, not a curated record.